This is a messenger RNA of Pieris macdunnoughi, 1305 nucleotides long. NCBI's taxonomy places the organism in Eukaryota, Metazoa, Arthropoda, Insecta, Lepidoptera, Pieridae. The record is from the annotation of a GenBank genome assembly.
AUGGCUUAUGAAGAAAAUAACACAUCAAAUAUCACGCAGGCUUUGACGAAUUUGUUCGAGGAAGUGUUGUUCGCGACUGAGAGCCCCGGUGGGAAUAAAAGUUUAAAUGUCUCUCAAUUUUUAUCAGCACUGAAGGAACGUUCCACGAGGCAUAAUCAGGAGAUAGACUUUGGAACAUUGGUGAAAUUGGUAGACGGAUGGCGGACGAAAUUAAACCUGACAAAGAACUCGGAGCCGUUGUGUAAUUAUUGCGAUGGUAAUUUCAGAGAUCUUAUCCUCGCCUACAAUAGCAUACAUGGAUACAUAAGCCUUAUUGUAUGCGUUUUCGGUUCAUUAGCAAAUGCGCUGAAUGUGGCUGUUCUGACAAGACGUGACCUCGCUGCGGCUCCAAUCAACAGACUGCUCAAGUGGCUCGCCGUGGCUGAUGUGUUUGUUAUGAUGGAGUAUGUUCCCUUUGCAAUUUAUAGGUAUUUGAUAUUACCUGGACAACGUGAGAUGCCAUACAAGUGGGCAGCAUAUCUCCUAUUCCACAUGCACUUCGCGCAGAUCUUCCACACAGCAUCCAUAUGUCUCACACUAUCGUUGGCUGUUUGGCGAUAUAUAGCUAUAAAGUAUUCAGAUAGAAGUCACAUAUUGUGUACAGAACGGCGUUGCAGUACAGCGAUUUUGAGCAGCUUUAUACUACCACCUAUUCUCUGUAUUCCCACAUAUAUGGUAUUCGAUAUACACACAGCUGUGGUAUUAGAGCCAAACGGACCAAUGAUUUUAUACCACGUCGAUUCAGAUGAAGAAGGCCAAUUAUUUAAGUUAAAUUUCUGGGUCCACGCCGUCCUAAUAAAGUUACUACCUUGUUGUAUCCUGACAGUUAUCAGUCUCUGGCUAAUCAAGGAAGUUUAUAGCGCAAACGAGCAUCAAAAGAGAAUUCGAGUGAACAAUGCCUGUGCAAAUGACAAAACAAAGAAGCGGCAGUGUAAAGGGGAUAAGAGAACGAACAGAACUACAAAAAUGCUCCUCGCCGUGUUGCUUUUGUUCCUCGUCACAGAAUUGCCUCAAGGUAUCUUGGGCCUUAUGAGUGGAGCAUUAGGGCGAUGUUUCUUUAAACGUUGCUACGAUCUAUUUGGCGAAUUGAUGGACGCAUUGGCGUUGUUGAAUGGGGCCAUUAACUUCGUUUUAUAUUGCUCUAUGUCGAGGCAGUUCCGGAUGACGUUUCGUCAGCUCAUGUGGCGGGCUCAACUGCAUAAGUGGCCUCCACCGAUACCCUCGCACUCUGAUGGAUUGCAUACGGCCAAAACUUCAGUGCCAUGA